AUGUGUUUUGCCCUUAACAAAGAGAAGUUUGAAGGAGGAGUGAUUGAAUUUGAUCUCAACUUUGACCAGAUUGAGCUGGAUUACGAAAGUUUGGCCUUAACCGUGGUUAAUAAAGAAGAAUUUUGUGAGCAAAAGCUUGUGCUAAAAUUGAGGAGUAAGAAUCAAUUGACCGCUGCGAAGAAAAGGAAGUUUAAAAAGGUUGAUGAAGCAGAAUUGAGUAAUGCUGUGAUUAGUUGGAUGAAGUCAAUGGAUAAUAUUGUGAAGCGUGACUUUUUGGAAAGAGAAAUGGGCCAAGCUGGUUUGUUAAGAAGAAGAACAUGUUCCAAGCCCAGGAAGUGGAAAUGUGGUAAACGAAGGGUUACAAUACAAUAUGGUUGCUGUUAUAAUUUUGCACAUGACAAGGAAGGAAAUCUGCCUGGAAUAGUUUGCCAUGACGAAGUUGAUCCUUUACCGUCAUUCAUAAAGAGGAUGAUUAAACGAUUGGUGACUUGGUGUAUCUUACUAGCAGAUUGUAUUCCCAAUAGCUGCAUAGUUAAUAUCUACGAGGCUGGUGACUGUAGUCCUCCACACGUUGAUUAUCAUGAUUUUACGAGACCAUUCUGCACGGUCUCAUUCAUCAACAAAUGCAACAUUAUGUUUGGGAUAGAAAUCCAGAUUGUCGGCGAUGGAGAAUUUUGA
Molecule: messenger RNA, 678 nt
Organism: Phalaenopsis equestris
Lineage: Eukaryota; Viridiplantae; Streptophyta; Magnoliopsida; Asparagales; Orchidaceae
Exons: 2
Coding region: 1-678 (225 amino acids)
Biological process (GO): mRNA catabolic process
Molecular function (GO): mRNA binding; demethylase activity
Source: RefSeq, a predicted model, not a curated record